This is a messenger RNA of Gracilinanus agilis (Agile Gracile Mouse Opossum), 612 nucleotides long. Its product is annotated as occludin-like. The transcript has 2 exons. The record is from RefSeq and is a predicted model, not a curated record. Lineage: Eukaryota; Metazoa; Chordata; Mammalia; Didelphimorphia; Didelphidae. Gene Ontology annotation, biological process: bicellular tight junction assembly. Gene Ontology annotation, cellular component: apical plasma membrane; cytoplasmic vesicle; bicellular tight junction. Bases 1 to 612 code for a protein of 203 amino acids.
AUGGAAAACAACUGUGGAAAACUUUUCAGACCUCUGUUCAAAGUAGUGACUAACCAUGACUUGAGAGGACUAAGGGAGGAUAUCAACUGGACCCCAGAAGUGGCUAAAGUGCUUCCGGUGACUUCACCAGUGGAUGAUUUCAGGCAGCCUCGGUACAGUAGCAAUGGCAACUUGGUAUGUACAAAGAAAUCUCAUGGGAAAGGAAGGACAUCGAGAAGAGCUGACAAGGACCAUUAUGAAACUGACUAUACAACAGGAGGGGAAUCCUGUGAAGAACUAGAUGAAGACUGGGACAGGGAGUACCCACCAAUAACCUCAGACCAGCAGAGACAACUGUAUAAGAAAAACUUUGACACUGGUCUACAGGAGUACAAGAGCUUACAAGGAGAAAUAGAUGAAAUCCACAAAGAGCUCUCUCGCCUGGAUAAAGAACUAGAUGAUUAUCAAGAAGAAAGUGAGGAAUACAUGGCAGCUGCCGAUGAAUACAAUCGACUAAAGGAACUUAAAGCAUCUGCAGAUUAUAAGAAUAAGAAGAAAUAUUGUAAGCAGCUGAAAAGCAAAUUGUCUCAUAUCAAAAAGAUGGUUGCGGACUAUGAUCGACAAAAAACAUAA